GACAUGGACUUGUGCUAGUCCUCACUUUUGCGCAGGGGCUCGCGGAGCCUGCCAUUCCGCGUCGCGCGUCGCCUCCUGAAUGAAGCGCUUCCUCAGCGGCGGCGGCGCGCCGGCGAAGGUCGCACGGAAGGCGGCGACGCUCGCGCCCCGCGGCGACCCGCGGACCAUCAUCUGCUGGAACGUGGAGAACUUGAAAUCGCGCGCGACGCAGAACCGGCGCGAGGUGCGCGACUUCCUCGGCGCCUGCGGCGCCGACGUCGUCUUCCUCUCGGAGGUCAAGCUCGCCGCGCACUGCGACAAGGGCGCGAAGAAGGGCGACGGCGCGCCGAGGAAUCGGCGCCGCGUCAACGACAAAUUCCACGACGACAAGGUCCAGUGCGCCGCGCUCCUCGACGUCGGGCCCUUCGCGGCGCCCAUCUACUCGCUCGCGGACUGGCGCUACGCGGGCACGUGCUGCCUGCUCCGGAGCGACGGCCCCGCGCCGCGGCGCGUGUCCUUCUCGCUGGAGCCGCCCGACGCGCCGCCGGCGAGGAACUCCGUCGCCUUCGCGGACGACCACGACCCCGACGGCCGCGUCAUCGUGCUCGAGUACGAGACGCUCGUGGUCCUGCACACGUAUUCGCCGAACAACGGCAACGACGCCAAGUCCUUCGAGCGGCGCCGGCUCUGGGAGGCCAAGGUCCGCGCGUUCGCGGAGGCCGUCCGCGUGCGCGGGCGGAGCCUCGUCUACGUCGGCGACCUGAACUGCGCGCCGACGGACGACGACCUGAGCCACCCCGCCUGGUUCCGGGCGUGGAACAGCAACCAGCCGGGAAAACGCCUCGGCAAGGACCGCGAGCGCCUCGAGGCCGACGACGAGGGCCAGCCGGGCUGCACGCCGCGCGAGAGCCGCUACUUCGACGCGCUGCUCCGGGCGGGCGGGCUCUUUGACGCGUUCCGGGACGCGCGGGGCGCCGGCGCCGGCGCCGCGACGAUCGAGGGGCCCCACUUCUCCUGGCGGGGGCCGCCGGGAAGGGAUGGUUUGCCGGAGACGGGAAGGUACUACGGCAAGGGCAUGCGCAUCGACCACGCGCUCGUGUCCACGGGCGUCGCCGUCGAGUCCUGCGACCUGCUCGGCCGGGGCGUCGGCCGCGACGGCUUCAUGGGCUCGGACCACUGCCCGCUGCGGCUCGUGCUGCGCGGGUCCGCGGCGCCGGGCGCCGACGACGAGCGGAGCGCCGUGUCGUCGGACCUCGGCGACGCGUCCGAGGACGAGGAGCUCGGCGCGCUCGGCGACUUCCGGCCGUCGGCGCUGGGCCUGUCGCCGCCGCCCGGCCGCCUCUUCAAGUCGGCGUCGUCGGCGGCGUCCUCGUCGCCGACGCUGUCGCUGCCCGAGUCCUUCGACAACCUCGGAUCCGUCGCGAGCGGGCCCGGAGGCGCGCCGCGGGCGCCGGGCAACUACCUCGAGUACGGCCUGCGCCAGCAGCUCGAGGCCGAGCUCCAGAGCGCGACCGAGAAAAGACACGCGGAGCGGGAGGCGUACGGAGAGCGCCUCGAGGCCCUCGGCCGCGACAACGGCCAGCUGCGGAGCCGCGUCGAGAGUCUGGGCGGCGAGCUCGCGCGCGUGAAGCGCACGCUCCGGGACCGGCGCGACGCCAUCGACGCGGGGUUCCGCGACGGUUUAGGCGGCGACGACGCGGGCGACGAGCGCGUCUUCGCCCUCGUCGAGGAGCUGCGCACGCGGCCCCUGGAGGAGCUGACCCUGCGCGAGCUCGCCACCGUGCGCGUCGUCGAGGCCGGCGACGCGAGCCGCGCGGCGCGCGCCGAGGCGGCGCGCGCCGCGGCGGACGCCGCGGACGCGCGGCGCGAGAGCGAGAAGAGCGAGCGGGCGGCGCGCGUCGACCUGGAGGCUUUGGAGCACCGGAGCCGCCAGCGCGAGCGGUCCCUCGAGCUCGAGCUCGAGAGCACGAAGAAGGAUCUCGACGCGGCCUUGGCGCGCGUCGCGCGGUCGCGCGACGACGUCGAGGCGGGCCUGCGCACGGCGGCGAAGCUCGCGGACUGCGAGAUCGCCAAGAAGCGCCUCGAGGCGCGCCUCUCCUUCCUCGAGGAGCAGCACGGCAAGAGUUUGGACGCGGUGAGGGACGCGUCCGCGAUCGAGGGCGACGCGCUGCGGCGCAUCGCGGCGGCGGAGCGCGUCGCCGAGGUCGCCCAGGCCGAGGCGGCGCACCAGCGCGCCGUCGCCGCCGCGGAAGCGAAGCGCGCGGACGGCGCGGACUACCGCGCGGCGCUGUCCGACGAGGCCGUGCGCGAAAAAAGGGUCGCGCUCGCGGACGCGCAGAAGGCGCUCGCGGCGAACGCCGACGACUUCCGGGCGCGCCUCGAGGACCGGUCCGCGGAGCUCGCGGCGGCAACGGAGAAGCAGAUCACGAUCAUCCGCAGCGAGCGCGAGACGUUCGAGGGCCGCGAACUCGCGGCGCUGCGGGACGCGCGCGCGGACGCCGUCGAGGACGCGCGGCGCGAGCGCGAGGCGCGCCUCGGCAGCGAGCGCGCCGCGGCGUCGGCCCGCGCCGACGCCGCCGAGGCCGAGAGCCGCCGCGUCGCUGAUAUGGCCGAGGCCGCGGCGGAGCGGCGCGUGCUCGCCUACGAGCUCGCGGCGUCGUCGACGCGGCUCCAGGGCGCGGAGCGCGACGCCGCGGCGUUCAAGAUCGAGAACGGCGCGCUCAAGGAGCAGGUCGACGUCGCGAGCCGGGAGGUCGCCGCGCUCGAGGAGCGGCUGGCGUCGUCGAGGCGCGAGCGCGACGCGACCGUCGACGGGCUGGAGCACAAGGUCCGCGCCUACGAGACGCUCGAGCUCGAGCUCGACUCCGCCGUGCUGCGCUGCGCCGACGGCACGCGGGGCGUCGACGCGAACGGGAACGUGCUCGCGUCGCCGGAGCUCCGCGACGCCGCGCUCGCCGCGGGCCUGAGCCGGCCCGAGCGGCGCGUGCGCCACGCCGUGCUCCUCGCCCAGAAGCUGCUCAGGACGGAGGCCGAGCUCCGCGAGUCGCUCCAGGGCGAGGACGGCGCGCGCGCGGCCGCGGCCGCCGCGGCCGCGGACGCCGCGCUGACAAAGUUGAAGCUCGCGGACGCGGCCAAGCCGACCCAGUUCCUCCUCAGCGCCCUCGCGGACCGGGACAAGGCCGUCGCGGCGCUGCGGACCAAGCUCCACCGCGCCGACAAGGCCGCGACGGACGCCGCGAAUUCCGCGGACGCGACGGCGGAGCACAACGCGCGCCUCGAGACGGAGAUCCUGCGCCUCGUCAAGCACCGCGACGAGCUCGCCCAGCUCCGGUCCGCGCUCUCCCAGCUCCGGGCGCAGCAGCAGCAGCAGCCGCCGCCGCCGCCGCCGCCGGGCGCGUACCCGCCGGCCGCGUACCCGCCGCCGCCGGGCGCGUUCGCGCCGCCGCCGGGCCCGCCGCCCGUGGUCCUCGCGCCGCCGAGCGCCGCGCCCUCCGGCGCGCCCUCGGCCCGGAGCUCGCCGCGCGGCAUGCCCCCGCACACGACGCCGCGCCAGCCCGCGGCGGCGACGCCGGGCUACUACUCCCGGUCCCGCGCGGUCGUCCCGGAGGAGACGCAGCCGGAGGAGACCAAGACCGAGGCCCCGACCCGCCUCGAGACCCUCAAGAUGUCGCUCACGGAGUACGCGGAGUCCACCAAGAGCUACACGACGGAGAAGUACGAGAAGACGAAGACGCUCGUCAACGAGACCGUCGUCGAGCCGUACGCGCGCGCCGGCGUCGAGCCCGCGGUCAAGUACGUCGGCGACACGUACGAGGCCACGGACAAGAAGGUCAAGGAGAAGUACGCGGGCGCGAAGGUGUACACGGUGGAGACCUACGAGUCGUCCAAGGCCUACGCGGGCGAGACGUACGAGUCGGCCUACGCGACGGCGCUGUCCUACGUGCUCAAGAUCAAGGCCGCCCUCGGCUCGCGCGACAAGGCGCCCGAGCCCGUCACCGCCGAGGCGGUCGAGGAGCCCGUCGCCGUCUAGGCGGUCUCCCCCCCCGCGACCGCGUCGCGGCCUUCAGGCGCCGCGGCGGAGCGUCGCUCCCGUGAAUAAUGCCCCUGUGAUAUGAUCAGGCUUUAC
Messenger RNA from Aureococcus anophagefferens, 4105 nucleotides. RefSeq lists its product as hypothetical. NCBI's taxonomy places the organism in Eukaryota, Pelagophyceae, Pelagomonadales, Pelagomonadaceae. The record is from RefSeq and is a predicted model, not a curated record. Gene Ontology annotation, cellular component: nucleus. The transcript has 5 exons. Gene Ontology annotation, biological process: base-excision repair. The coding region runs from base 80 to 4009 and encodes 1309 amino acids. Gene Ontology annotation, molecular function: phosphoric diester hydrolase activity; DNA-(apurinic or apyrimidinic site) endonuclease activity; double-stranded DNA 3'-5' DNA exonuclease activity.